Talaromyces atroroseus is the source of this 1389-nucleotide messenger RNA. RefSeq lists its product as hypothetical. Lineage: Eukaryota; Fungi; Ascomycota; Eurotiomycetes; Eurotiales; Trichocomaceae. The record is from RefSeq and is a predicted model, not a curated record. Gene Ontology annotation, cellular component: endoplasmic reticulum membrane; oligosaccharyltransferase complex. The transcript is spliced from 4 exons. Bases 1 to 1389 code for a protein of 462 amino acids.
AUGAGGUCGUUUCUUUCCUUUCUAUUACUUGGCUUCUGGGGAGCUUGCGUCCAUGCAUUGAGUAGCUCGGGAUCCCGCCUGCUCGUUGUUCUGGAAGACGACCAGAGCUCAUAUUCAGCCCUGUGGGCAGAUCUGAAAGCCCGAGGCUACGACAUUACUUUCGAGUCGCCCAAAAGCGACAAGUUGUCUUUAUUCGAACAUGGCGAGAAAUCAUUUGACCACCUCUUGAUCCUCCCAACAAAGUCCAAGGGUCUUGGUCCCGCACUGGCGCCGAAGCUAUUGCUCGACUUCAUCAACGAUGAGGGCAACAUUCUACUUGCCCUCUCUGGGAAGUCUUCUACCCCCAGCUCCAUCAGCUCCCUCCUCCUUGAAAUGGACCUGCAUAUCUCGCCCGAUCGGUCAUCAAUCGUAGUCGAUCACUUCAAUUACGAUACCCUUUCUGCGACGGACAAGCACGAUGUUCUUCUCCUGCCCCUCCCUAAUCCCACCAGACCAGAUGUGAAAUCAUUCUUCUCCGGCGAAGGUGUGUUGGCACUCCCACGGCCGGUGGGACAAUCGCUAGGUAACGCCAGUCCCCUCCUUGCCCCUGUUGUGCGAGCUCCCGAGACCGCCUACAGCUAUAAUGUCAAGGACGACUCGCCCUCUGCUGAGGAUAGCUUUGUGACCGGCUCGCAGCUGGCAUUGGUGUCCACAAUGCAAGCCAGGAACUCUGCUCGGUUUACCGUCCUCGGAUCUGCAGAGGCUUUAGAAGAUAAAUGGUUCUCUGCCUCUGUGAAAUCGCCAGCUGCCAAAGCAGCUGUCACUUCUGUAAACCGGGAAUUCGCCAAGCAACUCACAGGCUGGACUUUCCAGGAACUUGGCGUUCUGCGAGUUGGAAAGAUUGAACAUUACCUUAGCGACGAGUACGGCAAUAUUGAGGGCGAGGUUAACCCGACCAUCUACCGAAUUAAGAACGACGUUACCUUCGAUAUUGAGCUGUCUGAGUAUGAGUUCGACAAGUGGGUGCCAUUCAAGGUCCCCUCUAAAGACGAUAUUCAGCUCGAAUUUAGCAUGUUGUCCCCAUUUCACCGCCUGAACCUGGAACCCAAGACGCGCACCCAAAACAGCACCAUUUUCGGUGUAACAUUCACGACCCCCGACCAACACGGCAUUUUCUCAUUCCGCGUCAAUUAUAAUCGUCCCUUCCUAACCAAUAUCGAGGAGAAACACGAAGUUACUGUCCGCCACUUUGCGCACGACGAAUACCCGCGCAGCUGGAGCAUCAGGGGAGGCUGGGUUUGGAUCGCUGGACUUUGGGCCGUUAUUGGCGGAUUCCUUGCAUUUGUGCUUGUGUGGCUUUAUUCCGCUCCGGUACCCAGUGCGGAAGCAAAUAUUCGAAAGGUUAAAUAG